Messenger RNA from Gossypium raimondii (Peruvian cotton), 734 nucleotides. RefSeq lists its product as hypothetical. The record is from RefSeq and is a predicted model, not a curated record. The coding region runs from base 183 to 581 and encodes 132 amino acids. Gene Ontology annotation, cellular component: nucleus. NCBI's taxonomy places the organism in Eukaryota, Viridiplantae, Streptophyta, Magnoliopsida, Malvales, Malvaceae. Gene Ontology annotation, molecular function: RNA binding. The transcript has 5 exons.
UAUUAUCUUUUCAGGUCACCUCAGUUCCCGAACAGUGAGAAAGAGAAACCCUAGCCAGUCAUAGCCACCCACAACCACAAGAUUCAACCCAAAUCAAAAACACACAGAGCUCAGCGGAAAUCUGCUGUGUUUUAAGGUUUAGGGUUUUAGUAUUUGAGUUGCAAAGGUCUCAAGAAAAAGAAAUGGAAGAAAUCACCCAAGGAGUCAACAACAUCAACUUGGCCGCCGAUUCCCACAAGAAGAACCGGAUUCAAGUCUCCAAUACGAAAAAGCCCUUAUUUUUCUACGUUAAUCUCGCCAAGAGAUAUAUGCAACAGUACAAUGAGGUGGAGUUAUCUGCCCUUGGCAUGGCUAUUGCGACGGUCGUCACGAUUGCAGAAAUUCUGAAAAACAAUGGUUUGGCUGUUGAGAAGAAGAUCACAACCACAACUGUUGACAUGAAGGAGGACUCUAGAGGGCGUCCGGUCCAAAAAGCAAAGAUUGAGAUAUUGUUGGGAAAGACUGAAAACUUCGACGAAUUAAUGGCGGCAGCUGCCGAAGAAAGAGAUGGUGUGGUGGUUGAAGAAGAGCAACAGACUUGAAACUUGAAAUAAGCUUUAUUUAUUUGUUAGCCUUAUAUUGGCUUUUAAGGCACUUGGGCAUUUUUACACAUUGUAGGUAUUUUGAGUUUAUCUUGGUGGUACUUGGAUGCUAAAUUAAAUUAAAUUAAAAAGAAUAUUUGUUUACUUUUUCAA